AUGUGUCCAUCAUCACAUUCCUCAACUAUCGCAUUAAAUAAUACACAAAUUCGUACUCUUAUUAAUAUUUAUCCACCUACUCCAAAUUCAAUGCCACCACCACCAUUUCCACAAAAUCCAGUAGAUUUACGUAAACAUACUUCAUCAACGAUUGCUACACAAGCUUUUUAUCAUUUUUAUUUUCCUCAUUUACUUGCUCUUCAAAAUCAACAACAAACAAUUGAUCGUGGAAUAAAACGAGUACAUAGUUCAGAUGAAUCAUUAUCAUCACAAAAACGAAAAUUAAAUAUUCCACAAAAACGUUUUGAUUUUGCUAAAUUAGCUGAUGAAGCUGUAAAAGAUAAAGAAGAAAUAUCCAAUUCUCCAAUAUCAUUGAAUGGCGGUGGUGGUAGUAGUAACAAAAUUAAUUUAUCAGUAUCAUCAACACCAUCUCCUCAACCAGCACCAGCUGCUAUCACUAGUGGUGUUUCAUUACUUGCCUCUAAUAUAACUCCUAAUCAUUCUCGUUCAUCAACUCUAUCAGCAUUUCAUCCAGUACUUAUUACUAAUAAAAAUACUUUAAAUAAAUUAUCUCGACGCCCAUAUUCAUCCAAUCAUACUAAUAAAAAUAACAAUAAUAAUUUCGAUGGUAUUAAACGAAAAAAACGUGCAAAAGAACAUAUAUGUCAAUAUUGUAAUCGUCAUUUUACUAAAUCUUAUAAUUUAUUAAUUCAUGUUCGAACUCAUACUGAUGAACGUCCAUAUACAUGUGAAUUAUGUUUUAAAGCAUUUCGACGACAAGAUCAUUUAAGAGAUCAUAAGUAUACUCAUUCAAAAGAAAAGCCAUUUAAAUGUCUUGAUUGUGGAAAAGGUUUUUGUCAAUCACGAACACUUGCUACACAUAAAGCAACACAUCAACAAUCGCCAAAUCAUCAUGUUCGGUGA
Molecule: messenger RNA, 924 nt
Organism: Adineta steineri
Lineage: Eukaryota; Metazoa; Rotifera; Eurotatoria; Adinetida; Adinetidae
Source: the annotation of a GenBank genome assembly